Prunus armeniaca (apricot) is the source of this 324-nucleotide messenger RNA. The record is from the annotation of a GenBank genome assembly. Lineage: Eukaryota; Viridiplantae; Streptophyta; Magnoliopsida; Rosales; Rosaceae.
AUGUCGUUCAUAAGUAGUAACUCAAACGACUACCCGCUCUUUGUAACCACAGUAGUGGCUCCUAUGCCUAACAGGCCCGUUUCUGAACCCCAUCAGCAUCGCCCAAAACACCAUGUCAAGUUCAGCACUGAGUUUGAGGAACGUGUUGUUGAGGAGGCCCCGAGAACAAGGAGGGCAUACGUGUCACAUUAUCAGCACACUCCAGUUCGUCAGAACUAUGUGGUUCAAGAGGCAGAAGAUGUUGAUGAUGAAGCUGAUGAGUUUAUCAAGUUCGAGCAUAAGAAAUUCCUGGUGAGCGAGCAGCGUAGCUUGAGAGAUUAUUAA